Cygnus olor (mute swan) is the source of this 4665-nucleotide messenger RNA. RefSeq names its product muscleblind like splicing regulator 1 (gene MBNL1). The record is from RefSeq and is a predicted model, not a curated record. The transcript is spliced from 9 exons. Gene Ontology annotation, molecular function: metal ion binding. Bases 167 to 1246 code for a protein of 359 amino acids. NCBI's taxonomy places the organism in Eukaryota, Metazoa, Chordata, Aves, Anseriformes, Anatidae.
AGCGCGUCCCGGAGCCCGUCGGACCGCGCAGCUCCCGCACGUACUUUCAAAUAGGGAGCGGGGAAGCGGCGCUCCGGAGGUGGCGCUGUCAUCGCUCCCGGUCCCUCGGUUCAGCCGCUUGUCUGUGCGGUGUGUCGGCAAGUUUAACUACCUGUAGAACCUAAAGAUGGCUGUGAGCGUCACGCCGAUUCGGGACACAAAAUGGCUAACGCUGGAAGUGUGUAGGGAGUUCCAAAGAGGGACUUGCUCACGGCCAGACACGGAAUGUAAAUUUGCACACCCAUCGAAAAGCUGCCAAGUUGAGAACGGACGCGUAAUCGCCUGCUUUGAUUCGUUGAAAGGUCGAUGUUCAAGGGAAAACUGCAAAUACCUUCACCCACCACCACACUUAAAAACGCAGCUGGAGAUAAAUGGACGCAAUAACCUGAUUCAGCAGAAGAACAUGGCCAUGCUGGCCCAGCAGAUGCAGCUUGCCAACGCCAUGAUGCCUGGUGCCCCCUUGCAGCCUGUGCCGAUGUUCUCAGUCGCGCCCAGCUUAGCCACCAACGCCUCGGCCGCCUUUAACCCCUACCUGGGGCCCGUGUCCCCGGGGCUGGUCCCAGCGGAGAUCCUGCCCACCGCCCCCAUGCUGGUGGCGGGCAACCCCGGCGUCCCGGUUCCUGCCGCUGCUGCCGCUGCCGCCCAGAAGCUAAUGAGGACAGACAGGCUGGAGGUGUGUCGGGAGUACCAGCGUGGGAACUGCAACCGGGGGGAGAACGACUGCCGGUUCGCCCACCCCGCCGACAGCGCCAUGAUCGAUACCAACGAUAACACCGUUACGGUCUGCAUGGAUUACAUCAAAGGGAGAUGCUCACGGGAAAAGUGCAAAUAUUUCCACCCUCCGGCACAUCUGCAAGCCAAGAUCAAGGCCGCCCAGUACCAGGUUAACCAGGCUGCAGCUGCCCAGGCAGCAGCGACGGCAGCUGCCAUGACUCAGUCGGCUGUCAAAUCACUGAAGCGACCCCUCGAGGCAACCUUUGACCUGGGAAUUCCUCAAGCUGUACUUCCCCCAUUACCAAAGAGGCCUGCGCUUGAAAAAACCAAUGGUGCCACCGCAGUGUUUAAUACUGGUAUUUUCCAAUACCAGCAAGCUCUUGCCAACAUGCAGUUGCAGCAGCAUACAGCCUUUCUCCCACCAGGCUCAAUAUUGUGCAUGACACCCGCUACAAGUGUUGAUACCCAUAAUAUCUGCCGAACAUCUGACUAGCCACAAGUAUGUUACACAGAUGUAGACAUUUUGUCAUCAAACAAUCAUAACUAAGGAGAAAAGGACAGUGUGUUUGGGUUGAGAAAAGGACAAGUUCAUUAGCCAUAAUGUAUAUACCGUCAAGCAACACUCGGAAACUCCCUCAGCAGUAAGACAUCCACACAUUGCAUGUUAACGAGAUGAAACAAGAACUUGGAAAUCCACUGCACACUGUUGCCUAUAUACUUUGUACAUUUAAUUGAUAUUUGUGCUGAGGUGAUCUUAUUGUCUAAAAACUACAACAUCGUCUAUCUUUUCUAGCACAGAAGUAUGCAUAUGUAUUUGAAUAUGCAUAUGUAGUCUAUUUCCUACAUAAUCAUGUAUGUCACCUUGAAAAGACAGACUAUGGUGUAACCAUAAAUCUAUUAUGUAUUGGUACGUCUGUAGACCAAGAUAUAAUUUUUUAAAGUAAGUUUAUUUCUUUCAAGGUUUACAAAUAACAAAGGUGCACCUUGUAUUUAAAAUUGCCAUUAUAGAUGAGAGCGUGCAUGCACAGUAAUUUUUGUUUAAGAGUAAUAUUUUUAAUGUAAUAGAUUGUAAGAAGUGGUAAGAGAGGUAUCUGACAGAGAUGAAUGUGCCAAGCAAAACCACAACUGUGUAUAUUUUAAAGCACAUCAAUGGCUUUAAGUACCAUGUUGUUAAGGAUUCUCAUGAAGUGCCAUAGACUGUACAUCAGAUUAGAGUAUUAUUUCUGCAGUGUUAUUUUCAGAACCACAUUUUCACUUACUUUACUACUACUAAUCAGUCAAAGGGCACCAUUCUGUUUCAAAACCAAAGCUGUCUCAGAAAUGGCCAAUUACUCCUUACAGUAACGUUAGACAGCACAAGAGAGAUAUUCUAGCCGUACAAAUUAACCCAUACUGGACAUAUAUAUAAACUAUUUUAAGGCAUUAUAGUGUAAUAUUUAUGCGUAUUUUACUGUAUAACAUGAUAUAUGAAAGGGAAAAGCCAUUUCUGAGACACAGUAACACAUGUUUGAGGAACUUAUUUUGCUUCUAUUUAUAGCCUCUGUCGAAAGUCAAAAGGACUAUAAAUGCUUUGCAGAGAUGGGUUUCACUUUUACUUCAUCAAAGUCACGCAUUAAAUAGUGACUCUAAACAAAGACGAAAGAAGCACUGACAUCAGAUGCAUGACAAACCAAAACAUGAAAAAGUGGAGAUGUUAAUUAGCAUAGAAAUUGGGUGGGUUAAAUACUCGGGUGAGUUUUAUAUGUGACUUUUUUUGUUCAGAUUAACUGCUUAUAGCCUUAGAAAGCCUUUACAAAAUAAAAACAAAAAAUAGAUGUGCAUUCAAGUUCUAAGAAUGGAUUCAUCCAAAGGAAUUCCUUUUUGUGGUUUGGAUGUUGCAGCUAGUAAAGGAUAUUUUUGCUCUGUUCAGCAAAGUGCUGAAGUGGGGGCCAGGUCACUGGUAGCAUAGCGUGGAGUGGAAGAAGCGCGAGUUCGGUUGUAGAACUCUCCAUACUUCCAAGUUUACUGCAAGUUUUUAUGCUUGAGAGAGAUGCUUUAUAGUAUAAGAAUGAUGUGUUGAUUUUACUGAUUGUACUGUACAUCUAUUAAAGCCUUAGAUUAUUACAUUACGGGUUAAAACCCAUACCAAUGUAAUUUCAAUCGUGUUAAGAAAGUAUAGGUGACUUCACAUGUUAUUGUAGUUACUUAACAUUAUAGAAUAUUACUUAUUUUUUUCUUGUUAAAAGUGUAGUUUUUAUUUCUUACAUUUAUUAGAUUGUUUUCAUUUUCUAUUACCAGUUGAAUACCAUUUCAGUUUAUAGAAUUUUGUUUUAUUAGAGUUUACUGAUGAAUUUUUCAAAAUACAAAAAAAAAAAGUAGUUUUCUUCAUAACAUACUCAGUUUUGAAUUUACAUGUAGUGUCAUAUGAAUAUUCGUAUUAUUGUUGACUAAAUGAUUUAUAUUUUACUGAUUUAAUAUUACAAUGUAAGAAUGUCAGUCAUUGUUAGUUCUUGUCUAGUUUUCAUUAAAAGAACAAAGAUCUUUUAUAUGGAUAUCUUAUAAUUAUAUAAUCAUUGCUAAGUAAGAAGUUAAGUUGUUGCUAUCGCAACAAUCCUGGCAGACAAUUGAGUAAUAUUUUGAUGAUUUAUUUUGUUUGUAAUUAGUUAUUAUGAGAAAAUCUAGUUCCUAGAUAUUAGAAUAAAAUUUAUUUUCUACUGUAUCCAUUUCAAAUGUUAAAAUAUUGUUUAAAUAUUUUUUGAAAUCCCUGAAUAUCAGGCCUUGUUAUAAAUAAGCUGCAUAAUCAAUAGAUCAAGGGACGUUUUGUGGAUAAUCCAAAUAUUCAAAGUUUACGUAACAAGAAUUAUAGUGUGUGUGUGCAAACUCUUGAGGGUUGAUUAUGCUGCAGUUUAGCAUGUGGGAACGUAUAGAGAGAAGGUUGACUUUUUGCACUUCUGUAUAUAGUCAAAAAAGAGAGAAACCUGUAUAAUAGUAAGAUCUUAUUUUGAAUAAAAAUGUCUAUAAUUACAAGGAGUUUUGUUAAGGCUAAUAAAAUGACAGGCUGAACAAAAUUGCUUGCAAAAGUGGCACAGAGUUAGCACUCCAUACCCCUUCAAAAAAGUUGCUUUGCUUUAUGUGGACAGCUUGUAGUUUGCCAGGAUUUUUUCAGCUGGAAAGAUAUGCCAUCCUUCCAAGAUCUCAUGACUGACAAAAGCUCCACUGGUUCAAAUCUGCCUGAAAAUCAUUAAUAAAAAAAAAAAAAAGAAAAAAAAAGAAAAAAAAAGCAAAAAAAAGCAGGUACUUCAAACCAUCAAGGUGAAAUCAUGGAUCAAAUAUUCCGUACAUUAUUCAAAAACUACUGCAUGUUUAAAGUAUCAAAAAUAUAUUAAAGGUAUAUACUAUUCAAACCAGUUUCUGACAAUUUCAGUGGUUUAUUGUUCACAAAAAAGAUUCUUCAAAACAAAUACUGACUUUCACAAAAAAGUUAAAUCAUGAACAGGCAAACCAAACAGCACACCGUAGCUGUAGUUGUUAUGUGAUUAUUUUUUAUUGCUGUAGUGGUCCUGUUCUUUUAGCAGGUGAAAAAAAAACAACUAUGAAAUUUUACAGUUUUAAUGGAAAGCAUUCAAGAAGCCUUGUCAUUAUUUAUGCCAAAGCUGGAAAGAAAAAGUGAUCGGGCCAUUCCUUUAUCUGAUCUCUCCAGUACUCAUACUGAAUAAUGAAUAAGUUGCACUUAUUUGCAACCCCGCAACUUUCAUCUGCUGAAAGGACAGAUGUGCUUGGUUUUACUAUUAUGUAAUCACAGACUUACUUUUUGCUUGUAGUUGCUCCAAAUUAUGUACUCUGUCCUGGGCUGCAAUUUGUUUUUAUGCUUAUUUUAUUAUUACUGCUAUAGUUGACCUUGCUGUAUGGAAAAAUAAAGUGAAAUUGCCCUAA